Hydatigera taeniaeformis is the source of this 1743-nucleotide messenger RNA. Lineage: Eukaryota; Metazoa; Platyhelminthes; Cestoda; Cyclophyllidea; Taeniidae. The record is from the annotation of a GenBank genome assembly.
AUGCAGCAGCCAAUGGGCCGUCCAGUCACUGCUAAAACUUCCCUUCCUCCGGGUAUUCCAGGACCUCCCCUCGCAUACCUACUGCUGCAAGUGACCCUAUUUCGUAGCACUACUCGUCGAGCCUUGCCUCUCAAGCACCCUGCAGUUAGAGUUGUCUGGUGGGGUGAGGAUAGUUGUGACGGAGAUAUGGGUUGCCUCUAUCUUGACGUUAUUGAUGAAUCCAAAGGAACAAUCAUAGGUCGGGGGAAGGUGGAAAAUCUUGGACGGCUGACACCUCGUAAUCCAAUUAAAAGCGUUGUAGCUGUGGCUAAUGCAAGAGCCUCAAAAAUAGGCGAAUUGACUGUCAGUCUCUCCUAUGAGCUACUACAAGGUGCUCAAUCGCAUGGCCUCCUCAAGAAACACCAAAGUCUGCCUCGAGUGACUUCUUUGCCCCUGAAAUGUCAUCAUUCAUUGGCUUCUCAAACCUCCAUUUCCAAUCCGACAAUUAAUGUAUUUGAUACCGACGAUUACAAUCAUGAGGGACCUACAUUGAAGAGCAAUGGGGAAAUAACGGUCCAAGAUAAUAAUUUGAAUAAAGACAAGGAUAUGAAGGUCAUAUCGCUGGUGGAUGCUAACAAUGAAUCAACUCUCAGUAUGGAGGUGGUAGCACGCAUUCAAUCAGCCUUGGAGGAGAGUCGUCGAGUGCGUCAACAGGUCUUGGCUGAAAUCAACACUGAUGCUGGACGGGUGGAGAGAACGCCCGCCAUAGAACCCAAUCCUACGGCCAUUAAUCAAUCAGAUGAUGAUGAUGAUGAUGAUGAUGAAUACCUUGGAGUAGAGAAAGGUGAUUUCAUUUUGAAUCAACCUGAACUCCAUCCAAGUCCUAGAGUGACUACUUCACAGCCAGAAAUGCCCUUUGGUUUGCCUGACAGUGUAAACAGUCUGUUUGAUGAUGACUGUUGGGACGUCUGCACAGACACAGAUCUGGAAAGGGACAUUGUCAUUGACAACGCUCUUCUUCCCCGUCACGAUGUGACUCCACAAUCUGAUGUCAAUGUCAGCAACCGAGUUGAGGACCUAGCCAAUGUGGAUAGGUCAGGCAGAGAGGUGGCCAAGGCAACAAAGAAAGCGACUAGUGCAAAUUCACCCACACCGCUCUCAAAGAAGACAUCCCCAGACCCACCUUAUGAGCGCAGAGCUCCCCCACGUCGAAACAUGGUAGCACAUCAACUACAGAAAACACGAUUAAGUAAUGCUGGUGGAGGGAUGCGAGCAAAAAGCGGUCUACAGAGGCCUAAAACCGGUCGAAUUCUACAAAAGAGAUCCAGUGAUAAGUCACCAAUCAAGGGCAUGUCAGUUCAAGGGACAACUGUUCCCAGUAACAACUCCUGGGAAUUGUAUAUGGAGAUACUGGUUCCUGCUGAUCUAGUUGAAGAGGAAUCAAACACGGGUUUGUCUUUUCAACCCUUGAUAGAAAAUCUUACCCUCUGGUGCCAACGCAUUCACCUUUGCCGAGGCAUUUCCAAGCAUUCUGCGCCUAGUCUCCCUACUAGUCCUCCAUCUGGUGACUCCAUGGUCAUCAUUGUUCCACAGCGUGGUUUGAACGGCGAUAAUUCACCAAUGGAGCCUCUGGUUUUAUGCUCCAAUAAAAAUGCUGACCUUGAAAUUCUUCCAAUCCGAUUGCAAAUUCUUUGCAAGCCUCCUGACGUCAUACCUAACGAUCCUGUAGUUGUGGUAGGUAAAAGUUAUUUGAUCAUGAGUUGA